AUGUUGCAAUUUCUCCCCUUUCUUGUCCUAUCCCCGCUACUUGCCGCGGCCGCUGUAUAUCCAGUAAUUCAAACCAACUACGGCCCAGUGCAGGGUGCAGCGUCGCCUUUUCGCAAGGGCGUGACCGUAUACAAAGGCAUCCCGUUCGCAGCACCUCCCACCGGGGCCAAGCGAUGGACUGCCCCCACGAAGGCUGAGCCCUGGGAAACCACGCUACACGCGACGAAGUUCGGCCCGCAAUGCGCACAGCCCUACUCCGAAGCCGGUAUCUUCUCGACCGGCAAGAAUUCCACCAGUGAGGACUGUCUAUACCUGAACAUCUGGACUCCGACGUACAGCACCGCGGACGCAAGCAAAGUCAAAUCCAAGAAGCUCCCAGUCUACGUCUGGAUCUUCGGGGGCCGAUUCGAAGGUGGUUCCGGCGAUGUCCUAACGUACGACGGAACUGGCCUCGCUUCGAAGGAUAUUGUUGUGGUCACUAUCAACUACCGGCUUGGAGCGUUUGGGUUCCUGGCUCACCCUGCGCUGUCGCGGGAGUCCGGACAUAACAGCUCUGGUAAUUACGGUAUCUUGGAUCAGCAAUUUGCGCUGAAAUGGGUACAGGAGAACAUUGGUUACUUUGGUGGCAAUCCUAGCCAAGUCACUGUUGGUGGGCAGUCCGCUGGGUCAGCCAGCGCAUUGGACAUGAUGUGGAGUCCGCUGAGCAGUGGGUUAGUCCACGGAGUCAUCUCGGAGAGUGGUGCAAGAGGGCCACGCGAUCCUGCUACGGGCAGUGUUGCAACGAGCUAUAACACCAAGGACGUGGCGGAGGCCUUUGGUGUCGAGUUCCUGAGGACGCUGAAUGUCUCAUCUAUUGCCGACCUGCGCCAACUCCCAAUGGCCACGCUCAUCGGGUACGGACAGUCGAUGCAAGACGACUUCUUUGAGGGCACUCCUUUUGCUAAUCUGUGGUCGGGUCCGCCCCGAUGGCGCCCAGUGAUCGAUGGAUACGUCUUCCCACACGGAUACGGCACAUCUCUACGACUAAACGCCCACGCCGACGUGCCCAUUUUAACCGGAAACAACAAGGACGAAUUUGGCGGCGGCGCCUCAACACUAUCCGACUACAAGUCCCUCUGGACAGAGGUGUUCCGUAAAUACUCCUCCGAGUUUUUCUCUCUCUAUCCAGCCUCUAAUGAUACCGCCGCUGAAGCAAACACCAACGAAGUCCUCCGCGACAUGGCCCGUGUAGGAACAUGGGAGUGGGCAGCAGACUGGGCCGCUGGUGGUGCGAAGAGCAACGUAUUUGCCUACUACUUCACCAAAGCCCCGGCGGAAGACGAAGCCGGGGGCGCGUAUCACGGUGCCGAGUUGUGGUAUGCUUUCAAUAACAUCCCGUACAGUGAUUACUCCGCCGUGACAUGGAACGAAACGGACUAUGAGAUUGAGGAGGUGAUUUCGGAGUACUGGGCAAACUUCAUCCGCUCGGGCAAUCCGAACGGUGCUGGUUUGCCACACUUUGCUCCCUCCACAGACAGGAACCAGUCGGCGAUGUGGAUGGGCGCAUGGUUUGGAGCUGGUCCCAUUGCCCAGACUAAGGAGCGCGUUAGCUUUCUUCGACGCUGGAUGUCUGGCUUGCAUGAGUAUUAG
Molecule: messenger RNA, 1629 nt
Organism: Aspergillus puulaauensis
Lineage: Eukaryota; Fungi; Ascomycota; Eurotiomycetes; Eurotiales; Aspergillaceae
Product: carboxylesterase/lipase family protein
Exons: 1
Coding region: 1-1629 (542 amino acids)
Source: RefSeq, a predicted model, not a curated record